Copidosoma floridanum is the source of this 1576-nucleotide messenger RNA. It is a transcript of the gene PCB, whose product is annotated as Pyruvate carboxylase. Gene Ontology annotation, molecular function: ATP binding; metal ion binding; pyruvate carboxylase activity. Gene Ontology annotation, biological process: pyruvate metabolic process; gluconeogenesis. Lineage: Eukaryota; Metazoa; Arthropoda; Insecta; Hymenoptera; Encyrtidae. The record is from RefSeq and is a predicted model, not a curated record. Gene Ontology annotation, cellular component: cytoplasm.
AUCACAGGUAUGGAGGCUGUUGGAAAGGCUGGUGGUGUAGUUGAAGCAGCAAUGUCCUAUACAGGUGAUGUAAGUGAUCCAAGUCGUCAGAAGUAUAAUAUCAAAUACUACGUUAAUUUAGCAAAUGAGCUAGUUAAUGCAGGUACACACAUUUUAUCUAUUAAAGAUAUGGCUGGGCUAUUGAAACCUAAAGCUGCCAGAAUAUUAGUUGAUGCAAUUAGACAAAGGCAUCCAGAUUUGCCAAUUCAUAUUCAUACUCAUGACACAUCAGGCUGUGGGGUCUCAUCAAUGCUUGCCUGUGUAGAGGCUGGUGCAGAUAUCAUUGAUGUUGCUGUUGACAGCAUGUCUGGUAUGACAAGUCAACCAUCUAUGGGUGCAAUCGUGGCUUCAUUACAAGGUACAAAAGCAGAUACUGGUUUCGAUUUAAACGAUAUUUCAGAAUACUCAGCCUACUGGGAACAAACUCGAACUUUGUACGCACCAUUCGAAUGUACAACCACUAUGAAGUCUGGAAAUGCAGACGUAUAUUUAAAUGAAAUACCUGGGGGUCAGUAUACGAAUCUUCAAUUUCAAGCUUACUCUCUUGGACUUGGAGAAUUUUUUGAAGAUGUUAAAAAGGCUUAUAGAGAAGCAAACCUUUUAUUGGGUGAUAUUAUUAAAGUUACACCUAGCUCUAAGGUUGUUGGUGACCUAGCGCAAUUCAUGGUUCAAAAUAAAUUAAAGUCAAAAGAUAUAAUUGACAAAGCUGAGGAACUUUCGUUCCCUAGAUCGGUAGUUGAAUUUUUCCAAGGUGCCAUUGGAGAACCUUAUCAAGGAUUUCCUGAACCUUUAAGAUCAAGAAUCUUGAAAGAUAUGCCCCGAAUCACUGGCCGACCAGGUGCCAGUCUACCACCACUAGAUUUCGAUGCUCUAAAGGCUCAUUUGCAAGAAUUACAUCCUCACAUAACUGAAAAAGAUGUCAUCUCUGCAGCACUGUAUCCAAAAGUUACAGAAGAUUUUCUGAAUUUUCGUGAGAUUUUUGGACCAGUUGACAAGCUAGAGACAAGAAUUUUUUUGACUGGACCUAAAGUUGGUGAAGAAUUUGAAGUGGCCAUCGCAAAAGGCAAGACUUUAGGUAUAAAGACGUUAGCUAUGGCUGAAGAUCUUACUUUAAAUGGAGAGCGAGAAGUUUUUUUUGAAAUGAAUGGACAGUUACGAUCUGUUUUUAUUAAAGACAAGGAAGCGGUAAAGGAACUGCAUAUCCAUCCAAAAGCUUCAAAAAGUGAUAAAAGUCAAAUCGGGGCACCUAUGCCUGGCACUGUUAUAGACAUUUAUGUAAAAAUUGGUGAUAUCGUAGAAAAAGGUGCUGCUCUCAUGGUUCUCUCAGCAAUGAAGAUGGAAAUGGUGGUGCAGGCACCCCAAGCUGGUAAAAUUAAAAGUAUUGAAACUGCUAUCGGAAUAAAACUUGAAGGCAAUGACCUUCUUAUAACCAUGGAAUAACACGUCACGAGUGGAGUGCUUAAACUUACACAAUUUUUUGCUUUAUACUUUGUUAUAUAAAAUAAAAUAAUAUUGUCCGUGGCUAUAUUUUAUAAUA